This is a messenger RNA of Ilex paraguariensis (yerba mate), 717 nucleotides long. The record is from the annotation of a GenBank genome assembly. Lineage: Eukaryota; Viridiplantae; Streptophyta; Magnoliopsida; Aquifoliales; Aquifoliaceae.
AUGGAUGAAACGUGCCAUUUCAGGCAUUGGGAUGAAUUACUGCCUGAUGCACUUGGGUUGAUAUUUAAAAAUCUUUCACUUCAGGAACUACUUACUGUAGUCCCAAGGGUUUGCAAGUCAUGGGAAAGAGCAGUGAGCGGGCCUUAUUGCUGGCAAGAGAUAGACAUUGAGGAAUGGAGCCGACACUGCCAGCCAGAAUACGUUGAUAGAAUGCUUCAGUUGCUUAUCACAAGAAGCUGUGGUUCACUCCGCAAACUCUGCAUUUCUGGCCUCUCCAAUGACCCCAGUUUUUUCUUCAUUGCAGACCAUGCCAAAUCACUUCAAACCUUGCGGCUGCCUAGAAGUAAAAUUAGCGAUUCCAUUGUAGAACAGGUUUCUGGGAUGCUCUCCACCCUUACUUUCUUGGAUCUGAGCUACUGCUUAAAGCUAGGAGCCAGAGCCCUGGAGGUAAUUGGCAAGAACUGUAAGUUCCUCACUGGAUUGCGGCGAAUAAUGCACCCACUAGAAGUAGUUAACAAGCUCUCCCAAGAUGAUGAGGCCCUUGCCAUUGCUGCGACAAUGCCCAAGCUCAAGCACAUUGAGAUGGCAUACUUGCUUGUCUGUACACAAAGUGUGAUUGAGAUAAUAAAAAACUGUCAACAGCUUGUGUUAUUGGAUGUGCGAGGGUGUUGGAAUGUGAAUCUUGAUGAGAAGUUUAUCAAGAAAUUCCCGGGCUGA